Messenger RNA from Lampris incognitus (smalleye Pacific opah), 2841 nucleotides. RefSeq names its product retbindin (gene rtbdn). Bases 231 to 1076 code for a protein of 281 amino acids. The record is from RefSeq and is a predicted model, not a curated record. NCBI's taxonomy places the organism in Eukaryota, Metazoa, Chordata, Actinopteri, Lampriformes, Lampridae. Gene Ontology annotation, cellular component: external side of plasma membrane. The transcript has 6 exons. Gene Ontology annotation, molecular function: riboflavin transmembrane transporter activity; signaling receptor activity; riboflavin binding.
GAACAUCAGAGACAGACGGGCGGCCCCCGGGCUCGAGGAUCACCGCGAGCACAAGAGUCCGAUUUAAGAGCCGCGCCGCUGAAUCCACAAAAUACACGCCACGGAGAGGAGGAGCGACCGCAGCCUUUCGCAGAGGAACACACAAGCCGGUUUCGAGGGAGCGUUCGAUUCCCCCGCCGACAGGGUGCCGUACCGGAUCACGUCUCACAGGCCUGUUGCGGGUUGAAGAGAUGGACGUCUCAUCGCGUUCCCUGCUGCUGCUUUGCGCCUAUUGGGUGGCUGUGCUGAUCGGCGGCGUCGACGCGGAGGGACUGUGUCUUCAAGACGGCACACACAAGACCGCGCCGAGUCCGGAGCCGCGCCUGAAGGAGUGCGCCCUCUACGCGGACAAUGCCUGUUGCACGGAGGAUCACAUAAAGGACAUCGCUCACGUCCCCUCGGUGACCAAUAAGAACGCUCCCUGGGACAAGUGUGGGACUCUGAGCCCCGCGUGCGAGGGCUACCUGAAGCGCGUGUCUUGUUUCUACCACUGCUCCCCUGAUGCUGCACGCUGGCCGCACCCCAAACGCCGCUCCUACAUCCAGGCCGUGCCCCUCUGCCACAGCUUCUGCCGUGACUGGUUUGAUGCCUGCAGGAAUGACCUGACCUGCGCUCGUAACUGGGCCAGGGACCCGCGGGGGCAGAACUGCACCGGGACAUGUGUUCAGUACCAGCAGAUGUACCAGCAUGGCAGGGAUCUCUGCGAGAGCCUGUGGGGAGACGCCUUCAUGACAGUGGAGGACGAGGCCGAGGAGGAGGCCGGAGAGGCGGGCGCCGGCGGACGUCCUUGUGGCUGUCUGACCCUCAGUCCCUCCGACAAGGACGUGAUCGCUGCCCUGCGGGCCCAGGAGGAUGACCCGGAGGAGCUGGAUACCACCAAGAGCGGCCUGCCCCAGUACCGCGCCCCUUGCCAGGCCAAGCUGCCCCAGGCUGCCACGCUGCCCCCGCAGGCCAGGAGGAACACCAAGGGCAACUCGGUGCUGCGUAAGCGCUCCGUCGUGGUGGACGAUGUGGAGGGGAGCGGGAGCGGCUUGUAGAGGGGGAGUGGCGCUCCUCAUGGCGGGUUGAGGUCGCGACCUGAUUUCCGGCCACACAUUUAGAGAGCGAGAAACCGAUUCUAAACCAACCAAUCUGCUUGUAACGUUGCUCCUCCGACUAACCUUCUCUCGAGUGAGUCUAGCUUUCCUCGCACGUCAUCAUCAUCCGCUGAAUAAAAUCUCCAUGGUUUAUUUUAAGUAAAGCAAAAUUUAGCAUACGGUAAUCCGCCGUAACACUUUGUAAUACCAGCCGAGAUAAAUAUAGCGACCAGAAUAAUAAGGCUUCCGAAGACGUCCUGUCAUUAAAAAAAGCGGCUUUUCCUUGUUAUCUGCGGAGCGGAGACGCCACAAGGGACUGCUGCGCUCUGCCAUCACAAAAACACAAAUACUCCUCCCGUCUCCGUUCAGCGUCCGUUAGCCGACCUAGCUAAGCCACCUUCCCACCGCAGCCCCCCCCCGCGCGUUAGGGCGGGGCAUCCGCCCCGGUAUUUUUCCACUCCCGUCUCCGUUCAGCGUCCGUAUGAAACGAACCCCGCAGUAAGCCGACCUAGCUAAACUACCUUCCACCGCAGCCCCCCGCGCGCCCCGGUAUUUUUCCACUCCCGUCUUCGCGAGAGGCGGGCACCGCCCUGUUUGUUUGUCCUUUCAAGUCCCUCCCCGGCUGUGAUGGGCGACCUUUUCCAAGACCCGGCAUUUACGCACACAGCGUUUAGAAGAUGCAGACAGUCUGUCGUGAGUUUCUCCGGGGGGGAGGGGGGUUUGUUUUAUAUAAAUAUAUAUUUCAGAGUAAACUGUUGUAAAUAUUUUAUCACAAAUUUAGGUGACGAACGUACAGCGUCGGUAGUCAUCGUCCGUACGGCAGGUGUUGUAUGACGUAGCGGCGCGGCCUCCGCUCUUGCGGACAGGAACUACAGAGUUUGUAGAGGAGCUCGGUCGGGAGUCGUGACAGCUUUCUCUCACGGCUUACACAACGUGCACCAUUUAUUCCUUCGCCAUAGCAACGACCACAAAAACCCGCGCGGCGGAAGUGUGUCACUGUAAACGCGAACCGAGAAAACAGCAGCUGUAAACAAACGUUCCUACUAGCUCAAUGAGGGGAAUUAUGUAUCCCUAUAACCACCACAGAGUCACAUUAUUUCCGCACUUGCGGGUUAUUAGACGACCAACCGAUGUGAAUAGCUUGUUAUCGUUGACCACUGGGUUCAUCGCAGUAUGCACACACACACACACACACACACACACACACACAUUACACGCGAAGGUGUCCCCGCGUCACUGUAACACGACCGUUAGACUCGUUUUAACCAACGUCCGUGAUUCGCCGCCAUGCCUGUAGGUCAGUUCAGAUGCUUUGCAGAGCUGCUGUCGUGGCGACGUGCCGCAGUACGCCUGGCUGGCAGACGGUCCAGCGGGGGGGGGGCUGGUACGGGGUGUCGAGCUUAAAUGUGACCCAACCUGCCUCGCUGAAGAAGCGUGUUUAGCACUUGGAAGGAUUUGCUGGUGUUUUCAGGGGAAAGGGGCCAUCGUCCCCGGCAGAGCCGUGGCACCAUGAAGGCGGAGGCCGCGUCACCGUCAGAUAAAGUUGUUCUGGCGCGGCCGUUUGUUUGAUAUUGAUGUAAAGUAGUCCCAGCGGCCAACUCUGUUAGAGGUAAACUGGUAGAUAGGGCAGGUGAAAGGAGGAUGUGAAUUGUCUGAUGUGUUGUCAGUUUUGUUGUAACAGGUGUCCCUCUGCUUUUCUCCCACAUCCUCAAUAAAGUUGAUAUUU